CAUGCCCCCCCUCACUCAGGUUGGGACUCCGCCCUAUAAGAAGCCCGGCAUUCCAUCCCAUUAGGCACGAACCAACCCAGUCCCUCCUACAUAUUCAGUCAGUCUUUGCAACCAAUCCUCGCCAACCAGACGCAAGCAUGAGGCCACAGGUGCUGCUCGCCGCGCUGGCCGUCAUCGCCGUCCUCGCAGCAGCUCUGCCUCUCGCCCAUAGCCAAGGCGCGACGCUGUGCUGCGACAACUGCGGCUCCUGCACCAGGUCCAUCCCACCUCAGUGCACAUGCAUGGACACCUCACCAACCGGGUGCAACCCGGCCUGCAAGACCUGCUCGAGGUCCACCGUCGGCGGCCGCAACAGCUUCCAGUGCAAGGACCGCGUCGCCAACUUCUGCAAGACCCGCUGCACUAACGCCGCGUGAUUGGACCUGUUGUCGCCCGAAUAAUGCCGAUUAGCUUGUGCUUUUCCUUUAUUUUUUGCAGUCUUUAAGAGUUCCCUCUGCAUCUUGAUCUGGUAGAUGCAGAGAAGAAAUGAGGGUUCGAUGCAUGCUCAUCAUUCCUUCUUGUGUCUGAAAUAAAGAGCAUAUUCUUUGCUCAAAAAUCUUCUUUGUUAAAA
Molecule: messenger RNA, 610 nt
Organism: Aegilops tauschii subsp. strangulata
Lineage: Eukaryota; Viridiplantae; Streptophyta; Magnoliopsida; Poales; Poaceae
Product: Bowman-Birk type trypsin inhibitor
Cellular component (GO): extracellular region
Molecular function (GO): serine-type endopeptidase inhibitor activity
Source: RefSeq, a predicted model, not a curated record